AUGUGGGUGAACCCCGAAGAGGUGCUGCUGGCCAACGCGCUGUGGAUCACCGAGAGAGCCAACCCUUACUUCAUCCUGCAGCGGAGGAAGGGGCACUCGGGCGAUGGAGGCGGCGGCGGCGGACUGGCGGGCCUCCUGGUGGGCACCCUUGAUGUCGUGUUGGACUCCAGUGCCCGGGUCGCUCCUUACCGCAUCCUGUACCAGACUCCAGAUUCUUUGGUCUAUUGGACCAUCGCCUGUGGUGGUUCCAGAAAAGAAAUCACUGAACACUGGGAAUGGCUAGAGCAGAAUCUGCUGCAGACACUUUCCAUCUUUGAAAAUGAGAACGAUAUCACCACAUUUGUAAGAGGAAAAAUACAGGGCAUCAUUGCAGAGUAUAACAAAAUCAACGAUGUGAAGGAAGAUGACGACACAGAGAAGUUCAAGGAGGCCAUCGUGAAGUUCCACCGGCUGUUUGGAAUGCCCGAGGAGGAGAAGCUCGUCAACUAUUACUCUUGCAGCUACUGGAAGGGGAAGGUCCCCCGACAGGGUUGGAUGUACCUCAGUAUUAAUCACCUUUGCUUUUAUUCUUUUCUGAUGGGAAGGGAAGCCAAGCUGGUCAUCCGGUGGGUGGACAUCACUCAGCUCGAGAAGAACGCCACGCUGCUUCUACCCGAUGUGAUCAAAGUGAGCACAAGGUCCAGCGAGCAUUUCUUCUCUGUAUUCCUCAACAUCAAUGAGACCUUCAAGCUAAUGGAGCAGCUCGCCAACAUUGCCAUGAGGCAACUCUUAGACAAUGAGGGCUUUGAACAAGAUCGAUCCCUGCCCAAACUGAAAAAGAAAUCUCCUAAGAAAGUGUCUGCCCUAAAACGUGAUCUGGACGCCAGGGCCAAGAGUGAGAGGUACCGUGCACUCUUCCGGCUGCCCAAAGAUGAAAAAUUAGAUGGCCACACAGACUGCACCCUCUGGACUCCAUUCAACAAAAUGCACAUUUUGGGGCAGAUGUUUGUGUCCACGAACUAUAUCUGCUUCACCAGCAAGGAGGAGAACCUGUGUAGCCUCAUUAUCCCACUGCGAGAGGUGACUAUUGUAGAGAAAGCAGACAGCUCCAGCGUGCUCCCCAGUCCUCUGUCCAUCAGCACCAGGAACAGGAUGACCUUUCUCUUUGCCAACUUGAAGGACAGAGACUUUCUGGUGCAGAGGAUCUCUGACUUCCUGCAACAGACGACCUCCAAAAUAUACUCAGACAAAGAAUUCGCAGGAAGCUACAACAGUUCGGAUGAUGAGGUGUAUUCCCGGCCCAGCAGCCUCGUUUCCUCCAGUCCCCAGAGGAGCACCAGCUCCGAUGCUGACGGCGAGCGCCAGUUCAACCUCAAUGGCAACAGUGUCCCCACGGCCACGCAGACCCUGAUGACCAUGUAUCGGCGGCGGUCUCCCGAGGAGUUCAACCCGAAAUUGGCCAAAGAGUUUUUGAAAGAGCAAGCCUGGAAGAUUCACUUUGCGGAGUACGGGCAAGGGAUCUGCAUGUACCGCACGGAAAAGACCCGGGAGCUGGUGCUGAAGGGUGUCCCUGAGAGCAUGCGUGGGGAGCUCUGGCUGCUGCUGUCCGGUGCCAUCAACGAGAAGGCCACCCACCCUGGCUACUAUGAGGACCUCGUGGAGAAGUCCAUGGGGAAGUACAACCUUGCCACGGAGGAGAUUGAGAGGGACCUGCACCGCUCGCUUCCAGAACACCCCGCUUUCCAGAACGAAAUGGGCAUCGCGGCUCUGAGGAGAGUCUUGACUGCUUAUGCUUUUCGAAAUCCUAACAUAGGGUAUUGCCAGGCCAUGAAUAUUGUCACAUCCGUGCUGCUGCUUUAUGCCAAAGAGGAGGAAGCUUUCUGGCUGCUGGUGGCUUUGUGUGAACGCAUGCUCCCUGAUUAUUACAACACCAGGGUGGUUGGUGCCCUGGUGGACCAGGGUGUCUUCGAGGAGCUGGCCCGGGACUAUGUCCCGCAGCUCUACGACUGCAUGCAGGACCUGGGCGUGAUCUCCACCAUCUCCCUGUCCUGGUUCCUCACCCUGUUUCUUAGCGUGAUGCCCUUUGAGAGUGCAGUGGUGGUCGUCGACUGUUUCUUCUAUGAAGGAAUCAAAGUGAUAUUCCAGUUGGCCCUAGCUGUGCUCGAUGCAAAUGUAGACAAGCUUUUGAACUGCAAGGACGAUGGGGAGGCUAUGACCGUUUUGGGAAGGUAUUUGGACAGCGUGACCAACAAAGACAGCACGCUGCCCCCCAUCCCUCACCUCCACUCGCUGCUCAGUGAUGACGUGGAGCCCUAUCCCGAGGUUGACAUUUUCAGACUCAUCAGAACUUCCUAUGAGAAAUUUGGAACUAUCCGGGCGGAUUUGAUUGAGCAGAUGAGAUUUAAACAGAGACUAAAGGUGAUCCAGACGCUGGAAGAUACUACAAAACGGAAUGUGGUACGAACCAUUGUGACUGAAACGUCCUUUACCAUUGAUGAACUAGAAGAACUGUAUGCUCUUUUCAAGGCGGAACAUCUAACCAGCUGCUACUGGGGCGGGAGCAGCAAUGCGCUGGACCGGCAUGACCCCAGCCUGCCUUACCUCGAGCAGUAUCGCAUCGACUUGGAGCAGUUCAAGGGCAUGUUUGCUCUGCUCUUUCCCUGGGCCUGCGGGACUCACUCUGACGUGCUGGCCUCCCGCUUAUUUCAGUUAUUAGAUGAGAAUGGAGACUCUCUGAUCAACUUCCGAGAGUUUGUCUCGGGGCUGAGUGCUGCAUGCCAUGGGGACCUCACCGAGAAGCUCAAACUCCUAUACAAAAUGCACGUCCUCCCGGAGCCAUCCUCCGAUCAAGACGAGCCAGAUUCUGCUUUUGAAGCGACUCAGUACUUCUUUGAAGACAUCACCCCAGAAUGCACACAUGUGGUUGGAUUGGACAGCAGAAGCAAACCCAGUGCAGAUGAUGGCUUUGUUACCGUGAGCUUAAAGCCGGACAGAGGAAAGAGGGCGAAUUCUCAAGAAAAUCGUAAUUAUCUGAGACUCUGGACUCCAGAAAAUAAAUCCAAAGCAAAGAAUGCAAAGGAUUUACCAAAACUGAAUCAGGGGCAGUUUAUCGAGCUGUGUAAGACGAUGUACAACAUGUUCAGCGAGGACCCCAACGAGCAGGAGCUGUACCACGCCACGGCCGCGGUGACCAGCCUCCUGCUGGAGAUUGGGGAAGUGGGCAAGCUCUUCGCCCCGCAGCCUGCCAAGGAGGGCGGGGGCGGGGGCAGCGGGCCGGCCAGCCACCAGGGCCUCCCCGGCAGCGUGCUCUUCCCCAGGAAAGGGCCGAGCCCGCCUUACGCGCCCGAAGCCGUGGAGCCCCUGCCGGCCAGCUUGGCCGGGGCCGGCGAGGAGCACUCCCUGGGCGGACAGAUGGAGGACAUCAAGCUGGAGGACUCCUCGCCCCGGGACCACGGGGCCUGCUCCUCCAUGCUCAUCUCGGACGACGACACCAAGGACGACAGCUCCAUGUCCUCUUACUCGGUGCUGAGCGCCGGCUCCCACGAGGAGGACAAGCUCCACUGCGAGGACAUCGGCGAGGACACGGUCCUGGUGCGCAGCGGCCAAGGCACAGCGGCGCUGCCCCGAAGCACCAGCCUGGACCGGGACUGGGCCAUCACCUUCGAACAGUUCCUGGCCUCUCUCCUGACCGAGCCAGCCCUGGUGAAGUACUUUGACAAGCCCGUGUGCAUGAUGGCCAGGAUCACCAGUGCUAAAAACAUCCGGAUGAUGGGCAAGCCCCUCACCUCCGUCAGUGACUAUGAGAUCUCGGCCUUGUCCGGCUGA
This is a messenger RNA of Rangifer tarandus platyrhynchus (Svalbard reindeer), 3804 nucleotides long. Lineage: Eukaryota; Metazoa; Chordata; Mammalia; Artiodactyla; Cervidae. The record is from the annotation of a GenBank genome assembly.